GCCGGGUUCUACUGAAGAGCGCUUGGAGCGAAAGGGGAACUGUUUGUGUAUGCGGGGAUGUGGUCAAGUCUGAAAGGAGUAAAUCUGCAGAAUAUGAAUAAGAGGAGGAUGACGAAAACAAAAGGCAGCAAAAGGAGGAACACAGUAACGGAAAGUGUCACCAUCACCUCCAGUACUGAAGAUGAUUCCUGUGAGAGAGAAAACACUGGAGCAAAGCCCUACCAAUGUUCUGAAUGUGGGAGGAAGUGUACACAUGCUGCACAGUUAAAAAUCCAUCAGAGGAUUCACACUGGAGAAAAGCCUUAUAGCUGUUCUGUGUGUGGGAAGAGUUUCACCCAAGUUGGAUACUAUAAUGCACAUCAGAGAAUUCAUACAAGAGAAAAACCUUAUAACUGCUCACAGUGUGGGAAGAAUUUCAAACAAGAUGCAUACUUGAAAAUCCAUCAGAGGAUGCACACAGGAGAAAAACCUUAUCAAUGCUCUCAGUGUGGGAAGAGAUUUUCACAUAGUAGUACAUUAAAAAACCAUCAGAGGAUUCACACAGGAGAAAAACCUUAUAAUUGUUCUUAUUGUGGGAAGAGAUUUGCACAUAGUAGUACAUUAAAAAUGCACCUGAGGAUUCACACAGGAGAAAAACCCUAUCAUUGUGCAGACUGUGGGAAGAGUUUCUCACAAGAGGUGUAUUUAAAGGUCCAUCGGAGAAUACAUACAGGAGAAAAGCCUUAUCAGUGCUCUGAGUGCGGGAAGAGUUUUUCACACGACCAUGUGUUAAAAAGGCACCAGAGGAUUCACACAGGGGAAAAACCUUAUCAAUGUUCUGUGUGUGGGAAGAGUUUCACACAAAUGGGACACUAUAAUGUACAUCAGAGAAUUCACACAGGAGAAAAACCUUAUCAGUGCUCUCAGUGUGGGAAGAGUUUUUCUGAUAUUAGAACAUUAAAAAUGCACCAGAGGAUUCACACAGGGGAAAAACCUUAUCAGUGUUCUGUGUGUGGGAAGUGUUUCACCCGCAUUGGACACUAUAAUGUACAUUGGAGGAUUCACACAGGAGAAAAACCUUAUCAGUGCUCUCAGUGUGAGAAGAGUUUCAAACAAGUUGCACACUUGAAAAUCCAUCAGAGGAUUCACACAGAAAAAUCUCAUAACUGCUUUGUGUGGGAAGAGUUUUUCAUAUAGUAGUGCAUUAAAAAUGCAGCAGAGGAUUCACACUGGAGAAAAAAAGCUUA
This is a messenger RNA of Electrophorus electricus (electric eel), 1226 nucleotides long. RefSeq lists its product as uncharacterized. Gene Ontology annotation, biological process: regulation of transcription by RNA polymerase II. Gene Ontology annotation, molecular function: RNA polymerase II cis-regulatory region sequence-specific DNA binding; DNA-binding transcription factor activity. The record is from RefSeq and is a predicted model, not a curated record. Lineage: Eukaryota; Metazoa; Chordata; Actinopteri; Gymnotiformes; Gymnotidae.